Messenger RNA from Cutaneotrichosporon cavernicola, 1092 nucleotides. RefSeq lists its product as uncharacterized. Gene Ontology annotation, molecular function: zinc ion binding; oxidoreductase activity. Lineage: Eukaryota; Fungi; Basidiomycota; Tremellomycetes; Trichosporonales; Trichosporonaceae. The record is from RefSeq and is a predicted model, not a curated record. The coding region runs from base 1 to 1092 and encodes 363 amino acids. The transcript has 5 exons.
AUGACCGUCACACCCACAACUCUGCCCCCGAUGAUGAAGGCCGUUGUCCUGAAGGGACCUUUCGACGUCAAGGUUGAGGACCGCCCCACGCCGACUGUCCAAGAGGACACCGACGUCAUCAUCAAGGUCACCAUGGCAGGUCUCUGCGGCUCGGACCUGCACUGGUACCGCGGGCACCAGCCUAAGCCGUACGACUUCAUCGUCGGACACGAGACGAUCGGACGCAUCGUCGAGGUCGGGUCUGGAGUCACGAAGUGGAAAGUUGGGGACAUGGUUAUUGCACCAUUCUCUACCUCGUGCGGUGACUGCUUCUUCUGCAACAAGUUGUACCCGGCGCGCUGUGUUCAGGUGCAAAACUUUGGCAAUCCAGCUGUACCAGGUGGCCAGGCCGAAUACUUUAGGAUGCCUCUGGCCGAAACGAGUCUCUUUGAGGCCCCUGCCGACCUGCCUCAGGAGCUCCUCAUUCUCAUGACGGAUAUCCUGCCCACCGGGUAUUCAACAGCCAUGAACGCACGCCGUCUUCUCGACGAGGCCCGUCCCGACGACAAGACCGUUCCUCUUCGCAAGGAGGGCGUGUGUGUGGUUAUUGGCUGUGGUCCCGUCGGUCUCUGCGCCAUCACGUCAGCGUGCACGCUGUUCGAGACUGUCUUUGCGACUGACCUUACUCUGUCUCGCCUUGAGCUGGCCACCAAGCAUGGCGCGAUCGCUCUGCCUGCAGACCAGCUGGAGGCAGCGGUCCUUGAGGCUACGGAGGGACGGGGAGCGGAUGCAGUACUCGAGGUUGUCGGUCAUGAGAGUGCGCUCCUCCAAGCGAUGAAGCUCGCCCGGUAUUACGGCGUGGUGAGCAGCUGUGGUGUCCACACCCAUGACUUCAGCAUUCCAGGUGCCCAGCUCUACGGCAAGAACCUGCGCUUGCAGUUCGGUCGUUGUUCCGUCAAGACGUUCUUCCCGUACGCGCUCCAAGUGUUGCAGGAUAACCGGGAGUUGUUCAAGACGUUUGUGGAACACCGCAUCUCCUUUGACGAGACCGAGGAAUUUUAUAAGCUGUUCGAGCAGAACAAGGUCGCUAAGACUGUAUUUGUUGUUGAUUAG